AACAACUUGUACUUUAGUAGCCUCCUCGCUUCAGCUCCACAAAGAAUGUAACCGAAGGCUGCUCUUGCUUCAAAUGAAUCACCAUAAAAAUGGAUUUCAACAUUCAUCAGAAAAAAGAAGCUUACCAGUAAAUUACUUAGGCUUGUACGAGUAAGUAAGCUUGGGACCAUGGAGAUUAUGGAUCCCAUUGACCCCAUCGACACUAUGGAACCCCAAGGAGACCCCCAGAUAGAGUUCCCGGCCCUCACACUUCCUGCAAGCCUAGACCAGUUUGAUUUUGAAUGGGACCCAAGGCUGCGGGUCAUUGCCAUGGGAUUCGGUUUCUACACGGCCGUCUUCCUGGUGUGUCACCUGCUGUCCAACGCUGUGUGUGGCACCUACCGCGAGCUGUCCCCCAAAGAGCGAGUCUUCUGGGACUUGGCAGCCACGAGGGCAGCCUUCGGGAUCCAGAGCACCGUCGCAGGCCUACGCACCCUGCUGGAGGACUCGGCUCUGUUCCAAGACAAGGUGCUGGGGCAAGAGGAGUGGUCCUGGUUUCACGUGCUGACGGCCACUGGCUUCUUCCUGUUUGAAAACGUGGCCCUGCACACCUCCAGCUGGGUCUUCGGGAACUUCGACAUGCCGCUGGCCCUGCAUCACUUCUUCGCCCUGGCGGGGUUCGCGGGGGCCGUGAUUUGGGACUCGCUGGGCCACUUCCUGCCCAUGGUCACCCUGCUGCUGGAGAUGAGCACGCCCUUCACCUGCAUCUCCUGGAUGCUGCUCAAGGCCGGCUGGGCACAGACCUUCUUCUGGAGGGCCAACCAGUGGGUGAUGAUCCACAUGUUCCACUGCCGCAUGGUGCUCACCUACUACAUGUGCUACGUGAGCGCCACGCACUGGGAACAGCUCAACGCCAACGUGUCCCUGCCCCAGCGCAUCCUCUUCUUCUCGGGCCUGGCCCUGCUCACCCUCGUCAUCAACCCCAUCUGGACCCACAAGAAGACCAUGCAGCUGCUCAACCCCGUAGACUGGAACUUUGGCAAGCCCGCGCCACCCAACGGGCUCUUCAAGGCCAAGAGCUCCAAGCUGCACGACAGCUGAAGCAAACCAGACCAUCACCAACCAACCAACAAAACCAAGCUAUCUGAUGGCAGCAUCCAGAAGAGCCAUAGAUGAUCAAUGAUCAAACGGCAGAGCUUUAAGAUGAAGCCACCAGGUGUUGACAAGCUUUUUUUAUUUUAUUUUAUUUUAUUUUUUCCUCCCAACCUUGAUGAGAGAAUUUGAAGGCUUUCUCUAAUGAACUGAUGCCUUUCUCGUCUUUCAGGCAACAGUUAGUUAUCAUUUUUGUAGAGUUUUUUUUUCUUCUUUUUUUUACUCUUUUUGUGAAUGAUUAUUUAGGAUAUUGAUGAAGCAGUCGCUUUUUUUUCUCCCUAAUCUGGUUGUGUAGGAGGAGUGACUGGAGUUGCUUUCUGGCCUCCACACACCUUUUAGUCUUACUAAUUGGUUUUGCACAGUCUCUUUAGGUUACUAAUAUUUAUGUCUUGAAGUUUCUUGAAGGGUAUUCCAAGAACAAGAACUAUAUUCUUGGAAUAGCCCUGUAGUCUUGGAAUAGCCCAUUAGCUAUUCAAGAUACAGAUGGCUCAACAAUGAUGAAUAAUGUUGUUUUAGAUUGUUACAAUUGGUCUCAAGUGACUGUAAUGGAAGAAGUCCUGGGUGAGGUUUUUAACCAAGCUUACCGAAGCUCCACAAGCAGUGAGUCAGUACGUAGGCACACAGGGCGUUGGCCUGUUAGAAUACCAUCGUCUGGGUCUUGGUCUUGGCAUGUUAAACGAAAUACUCUCUGUAUACAUUUCUGUCUUCACAUGUUAGAUUUGAAAUAUUUACUU
Messenger RNA from Engraulis encrasicolus (European anchovy), 1865 nucleotides. It is a transcript of the gene cln8, whose product is annotated as CLN8 transmembrane ER and ERGIC protein. Gene Ontology annotation, molecular function: ceramide binding. Gene Ontology annotation, cellular component: membrane; endoplasmic reticulum. The record is from RefSeq and is a predicted model, not a curated record. Gene Ontology annotation, biological process: nervous system development; phospholipid metabolic process; lipid homeostasis. The transcript is spliced from 3 exons. NCBI's taxonomy places the organism in Eukaryota, Metazoa, Chordata, Actinopteri, Clupeiformes, Engraulidae. Bases 169 to 1080 code for a protein of 303 amino acids.